AUGACGUGGUAUGCUUCAAUGAACUCGUUCAGUCCUUGGGAUAUCGAACAAUUUAUUCGAAAAUCCCCAAGUUUAUCCCUUACUGGAUAUUUAUUGGUUAAGCUCAAUUCUCGAUGGAAGGAUAAUUUGCACAAAGCCGAUGUUUUUAUUGAUGGCUUAUUGUCCGUCAUUUGGCUCUAUCAAUGUAUUACUAAUUUAAUAACCUUUUCCGAUAAAGAAAUGGGUUGUAAUACAAUCACAGAUGACAACCAAACAAAGUGUCGUUUAUUCCUUGGCAACACAGCCCUUUCAUUUUUUGCGCUUUCUAUCGCACUUAUCAUGUUAAUGUUAUCGAUAUUAAGAUGGAAGAACGGGAGUGACGUUACACCAACAACUCAUGGUGUUAAAUCACAAGCUUAUUUGGUUCGAAAAGGUUCAUUAAGCAACGGUGAACCCGCAUUGUUCUUUUAUUCAAAGAAUAUGCACAAGCCUUAUAAUACCCAAAAAUAUACGUCCAAUUCAAUUGGGGUGAAUCCAACUUCUCCCGUUAAUAUUUCAAUACCCGAACCCGAAAUGGUCGCUAACUCAAAAUGUAGUCGUAGUGUUUAUGUUGGAAUGGAUAAUUAUGAAGGGGAGAAAGAUGAUCCUGCUUUGAAGUAUUGA
Molecule: messenger RNA, 642 nt
Organism: Funneliformis mosseae
Lineage: Eukaryota; Fungi; Glomeromycota; Glomeromycetes; Glomerales; Glomeraceae
Source: the annotation of a GenBank genome assembly